Molecule: messenger RNA, 1203 nt
Organism: Malus domestica (apple)
Lineage: Eukaryota; Viridiplantae; Streptophyta; Magnoliopsida; Rosales; Rosaceae
Source: RefSeq, a predicted model, not a curated record
AUGCCAUAUAUGCAGCAUCCUCCCAUGUCAUACAUGCAGCAGUAUUCACAUUAUCAAACGCCAGUAUAUCAACCUGAGAUGGCUGCUCCUGCUGUAUUUUGUCCUGAAGUUCCAGUUGGGGGGUUUUCUGGAAUGCUUGCUGGUGGUGGAUUUGAUGUGGACUUCACAAGCAAGAGCCUGGUUACGCAAGUGCAGAAGCAUUUAACCAUCCAAAAGAAUAGGAGAGAUGCUAUUGUGAGGCAGGCACGUGUUGACAUCUCUCUGCUUCUCCGAAAUGGACAGCUAGAGCAAGCUUUACCUAGGGUUGAGAAACUCCACAAGGACCAGUGCUUAUUGGCUGCAUAUGAUCAAAUUGCCCAUUUCUGCAAUUGCAUUACCACCAGUAUUGUCCAUGUGUACAAUAACAGGGCAGUGCAGGACUUGCCUGGUGCUGUUGGAGAAGCAGUUGCAAGUUUAAUAUUUGCUGCCUCAAGAUGUGGUGAACUGCCAGAGCUACGUCUGUUGCGUGGCCUGUUCAAAGAGCAAUACGGAUGGGAACUCGACGUUAUCAGUGUCGAAUUACGUGCUGGGAAUCUUGUGAAUUCUCAGUUGAAGGAGAAACUAUGCAUAACUCUGAUUCCGGACGAAGUGAAACAGUAUUUAAUAGGUGAUAUAAUGAAGAACACCAAUGUCCAGCUGGCGCUUCAGGAUAGCCAAGGCACGACACACCAGAAUUAUAGCUUUGCAGACAGAGAUUUCAAGGAUGAGCAGAAAGCUGAUGGGAUUCAAAUACAAAUUCCGAAUUCGGAAACGGAGGAGAGUUCUCGGAUACGUUGUUCGCUGGCGAACGGUAAGCUUUCACUGGCCACGCUAUGCCAUUUUCAUAAUGGCUCAAGUACAACUGCUGGUUCAGUUUGCUUAAACAAAAUCAAGAAAAAUGAUAUCGACUUACGGGACGGAAAUGGAAACCCUAGGACACAUGCCAUGACUACUACACCUAGAAAAAGUACAAAUGGGGAUGCUGUGAACAAAGAUCGCUCCAAGAUGUUGGUGAGGAGUCGCAAUUCUUUCGCUGGUCCGGUUGAUGGACAUAAAAUGGCGCAGGGAACGUCUCCUUGCUCCAGCCAUGUCCACCCCAAGCUUCCGGAAUAUGAUGAUCUAGUAGCCAAACUGAAGUGUCUCAAGGCAGAGUAUAGGCAUCGUAAAAACUUUUCAGUUUUCUGA